UCCUGGUUAAAAUUUAUUCCGCCCCUUUAUUUCUGUCCUUAUGUUUCAGCAAGAAAUCGUUAAUUUAUUUUUUUCCUUUUAAUUCAAGGGGAAGCUUUAUUUCACUCUUGAAUAAUUUACAAUAAUAAUUUAUCUAAAACCCUAAUGUAAUAACAGGAUUUUUGACACAAGUUCGUUGAGGCUGCGAAACAUUAAAAAAUAAUCUAGGCACAAAAAUAUUAAAAACCUGAGGCAGACGUUUUAAUAUCGCUUCGUGGGUGCCAAAGUAACAAGUACCCUCAACAAAAACCAACAACAAUAAUUAUAAUUAUAAUAAUAAUUUAAGAUCUGAAGCCUAAUUGAAGUUAUUUAGUGCUUCCCGUCUCCUUUACGAAGAUAAAACACUUGCAAUAUUAUUACACAAUCGUUCACGUUUAGAUCCAAAUAAUACGGCGAUGUGCCCUUAACUCUCUCGUUUUUCAUUCUCACUCCUCUCUCUGUUAAUUCUUGUUAGAAUUAUCUCAGACAUGAUCAAUGGAUGGAAAACUGUGGUGUGUGGAAUAUCCGGAGGAGUUGAUAGUGCUGUCGCAGCUAUUUUACUUCGUAAAACAGGUUACAAUGUCUUGGGUCUGUACAUGCGAAACUGGGACAUAGCUGAUGAGAAUGGUUUUUGUGCAGCAGAAACAGAUUUCGAAGAUGCUCAGUACACAUGUGAUAAACUGAAAAUACCUCUACAUCAAGUGAAUUUUGUCAAAGAAUACUGGAAUAAUGUCUUCAGUUCUUUCCUUCAGGAUUAUCAGAAAGGAUUAACGCCCAACCCAGACAUUCUUUGCAACAGACAUAUCAAAUUUGAUGCCUUUUUGAAGCAUGCUCUUGGUAAACUUGGCGCUGAUGCCAUAGCAACUGGUCACUAUGCACGUGUUGGUCGGGGCCCUGAAAAUCUAAGAAGAUCUCAGCCUGAUCCCCGAGUGAAAUUAUUAAGUUCUGUUGAUUCUGUGAAAGACCAAACAUUUUUCUUGUCACAAAUAUCUCAGGAAUCCUUGCAGAAAUCUCUCUUUCCCGUUGGUAACCUGCCAAAGAAGGAGGUCAGAGAGAUAGCAUGUUCUCACGGCUUGGAAAAAAUAGCAAGGAAGAAAGAGAGUAUGGGAAUCUGUUUCAUUGGUUCCAGAAAUUUCUCAUCUUUCAUUAAAGAGUAUGUUGUGCCUUGCCCAGGCAAUUUUGUUGAUGUAGAGACGGGCAAAAUAGUUGGACAGCACCAAGGUAUUCAUUUCUGGACCUUGGGACAACGUACCAAUCUUGGCGGCCACUCUUACGCCUAUUUUGUUGCAGAAAUUAACCCCAACAAUCAAGACAUAAUUGUGGCUCCAGGUACCCACCACGCAGCAUUAUUUAGAGACUCCUUCAUCACUGACAAACCGCACUGGAUCCACUCAGAACCAGAAUUUAACGAAGGUGUGGCUACAGUGAGCUUCCGUUUCCAACAUAUCCAUCCAUUAGUGACUUGUCACAUACAGAGGUCUAAUGACGACAAAUACACUGUGACGCUAGAGAAACCACUGCGUGCUAUCUGCCCUGGUCAGUAUGCAGUGUUCUACAAAGACGAAGAGUGUUUGGGCAGUGCAAAAAUUCUAACAGUAAAUCCUUCAUACUGGAGGCAAAAUAAACAAAAUCCCAUUGACCCAACCAAAGAUUUCUUGUGACAAAAACCACCAUUAGAUAAGAAAUAAAAUUAUUUUCAUUCAUAAAAUA
Octopus sinensis (East Asian common octopus) is the source of this 1728-nucleotide messenger RNA. RefSeq names its product mitochondrial tRNA-specific 2-thiouridylase 1. The coding region runs from base 507 to 1679 and encodes 390 amino acids. Gene Ontology annotation, biological process: tRNA wobble position uridine thiolation. The transcript is spliced from 8 exons. Gene Ontology annotation, cellular component: mitochondrion. The record is from RefSeq and is a predicted model, not a curated record. Gene Ontology annotation, molecular function: sulfurtransferase activity. Lineage: Eukaryota; Metazoa; Mollusca; Cephalopoda; Octopoda; Octopodidae.